Messenger RNA from Schistosoma mattheei, 726 nucleotides. The record is from the annotation of a GenBank genome assembly. NCBI's taxonomy places the organism in Eukaryota, Metazoa, Platyhelminthes, Trematoda, Strigeidida, Schistosomatidae.
AUGAGUUCAUGUUGGAACGAAACCGGUUGGUGGGCUGAUCAAGAAGAAACCGAACUUUCGUAUGCUCGUGACAAACUGGAUUCGUUGCUGCAGAUCUUAAAAGAGGACCCAGCUAAGACCAAGACCAGCACCAAGUAUAAGGAUGAAAUGGCUGGUCGGCGAGAUUCUUCAGAAAAAGAAAAGUUUAGGAGUCCAUUUUAUAAAGUAUCUCCGAAUGAUAUUAAAAGGAAGAAACGACGAGUACCAUCUGAAGAAGAAGAAACAUACAAAGAAUCAUUUGUCAUAAAGGUUUUUGAGAGAAGUGUGGACUUUGGACAGUUUAGCGAAAACGCUCCUCUGUAUCCAAUGGCUAGAUCUUGGAUACGUAAUCUUAAUCAGGGUGAUUCUUCAUCAUGGAAUGAUGUUCCAAACGUUGAUGAUGACCAGGAGAACAGUGAUCAGUUGCCUGACUGUCAUUACACGCUACCUAAGCCAAGUGAUGGAUUGACCGAUAAUGACAUCAGGAUACCGCCUCCUCUCCCAUCGGACGGUCAGCCAUUCCUUAUAAACGUUGAGAACCCACCUAAGGAAAUGUCUCCUGAAGGAUUAUUGGAACAGCACAUUGUCCGUUGGAGAGAAAUCCGAAGAAAAUGGAAAGCUGCUUGUCGCGAUAACGAAGAACGGUAUUUGGACUCCUAUCUUAUUCUCAAAGAAACGUAUGACAAAUUCUGCAAGGACAUACCAUAA